This is a messenger RNA of Vollenhovia emeryi, 2074 nucleotides long. RefSeq names its product probable cardiolipin synthase (CMP-forming) (gene CLS). The coding region runs from base 408 to 1268 and encodes 286 amino acids. Gene Ontology annotation, biological process: cardiolipin biosynthetic process. Gene Ontology annotation, molecular function: cardiolipin synthase activity. The transcript is spliced from 4 exons. Gene Ontology annotation, cellular component: membrane; mitochondrion. Lineage: Eukaryota; Metazoa; Arthropoda; Insecta; Hymenoptera; Formicidae. The record is from RefSeq and is a predicted model, not a curated record.
CGAUGGUUUUUCAUAAAUAAAAUUUGAUCUGCACUACGGCGUCCUAUAUUCUUUUCCAUUUCCUUAAAUAAUUGCAUAGGAAGUAAAUAUAUGAAUACUUCGAAGCCCCGCUGCGCAAAUUGCUCCAGAUUUGCGAAUUCAUUCCCGUUGCGGCGAGUGUUGGACGCCAGCUGUUGUGUCCGCGAAUCUAACCUCGAAAAUAAAACUCGUCGCAGUAGAAGACACGCGCGUAUUCCGUGCGUUUAAACGACUCGGCCCGAGACGUUUCGUGGCUCAUUCGCGAAUUUACGGAAAAUAUAACGAAGAAAACGUGUUGCGCAUUAAUGAUAUUUAAAUAAUCAAGUCGAAGUGAAUAUUUCCGGGCGCGACGGUGGACACCGGGUCAGUUUCUGCAGGAGCGAAUAAUUAUGAACUGCUUCACCGUCCUGCGGCUUGGACGUUGCACAGUCUUGAACAAGAGCCUGAUUGAGCAUUGCCUGAGACGGUGCGUGCCCGCGUGCCAAUCCAGAUUCUACGUCGCGGAGAGCGAGCAGCGUUACAGGCAGCGUGUCGACGCUAACGAACGGACCCAGAGGAAACCGUUGCGAAUACGUAUAGUGCAAAAUUUCAAGUGUACGAGGAGAAAAGUGGAGGAGAUCAUCGAGAGGGAGAACAUCUGGACGAUACCCAACUUCCUCUGCAUGGGUCGCAUUGUUACGUCGCCGUUCUUAAGUUAUUUGAUCCUGUCGCAGGAUUAUCAGAUAGCGCUAUGGUUGCUCGCGAUUGCAGGACUGAGCGACCUGGCGGACGGAUGGAUCGCGCGCACUUGGACGUCGCAGGCCUCGAAACUCGGGAGCUUCCUGGACCCGGUCGCGGACAAGCUACUCGUCGGGACGCUGUUUCUCUCCCUGGCAUGGGUCGGAUUGAUACCAGUUCCGCUCACUUGUCUCGUAGUCUCGCGCGACGUCCUUCUAGUAACCGCUGCAUCUUACAUCCGAUAUCGCUCCUUACCUCCGCCGAAAACAUUGGCGAGAUAUUUUGAUCCCACGCACGCCACCGUGCAAUUGGCACCGACUCUGACGAGCAAGCUGAACACCGGGAUGCAAUUGUCUCUGGUCGCCGGGACGUUGGCUGCUCCGGUUUACCAUUUCGUGGAUCAUCCGAUCUUGCAAUGUCUGUGCUAUAUAACGGCAUUCACAACAAUCGCGGGAGGUGUCAGUUAUCUAUUGUCGAAGGAUACGUACAAAUUGUUGAGGAAAAAGAAAACUCCGACGCGAACAUCGUCCUAGACUGUACAUUAUAUGUGUAUUGUAUAAUAGCUUUCAGAUUUAGGCCCGGUUGCGCCGUUACGUAAUUUUAACUUUAGCUUAAUUCGCUCUUUGUCUCUUUCCAAGGAAGUAGAAAGAGACGAAGAGUGAAUUAAGCUAAAGUUAAAGUGAAGUUGUUGCCGGGCCCUAUUUAGAUUGUACAAUGUAUAUUACUUCUUUUUGUACUAUUGUAUUAUGUGCUACUUUGUACAGAGAUUGAUGGUCCUGAAUUUAGGGACCUUUUGAAAAAGGUGCUUUUCUACAAGAUUCUACGUGUAUAAAAAGUUUUGUAAGGUACAAUAUUUUAAAAUGAUAAACUCGAUAUUUUUGUUAUGGAAAACUGGCUUCAGAUUGUUACGGAGGUGCGUAUCCUCUCAAAUCUGUUAUACUAUUGUAUAAAAUUUCUCAAGUAUCUUAAUCUGUUCUCUUCACCUGUGAUAAUUUACUACAAAAAGAAAUCUGAGGGAAUUUGAUUAUUUGAUCAUAACAUUUUUUAGACGGUGAUAAUAUGUAUAAUCUACCAUAAAUGUCUUAUACCAUAACUAUGUUUAUUAAAAUAAGUACACGAUACUAUAUUGCGCGCUCACGACAGUUGCUAUCGUCACCCCGCUGGACACUCCAUCCAUAUAUUUUUACGUCCAUGGAUUUUUACCAAUAGAGCUUAAGGGGAUGCUGGAGUCUGUCUGUUUUACCGACAACGCGAAAGUUAUGUAUGUGUGCGUAUAUGUAUAUUACAUAAAAAAGAAAGAGAGAGCAAUAAUACGAUACAUCUUUCCUUGUCUACCAGA